AAAAAGGGAUAUAUUGGAUUGGCACCAGAAUAUGCGGUUCCCGGCGAUAUGAUGUGCAUGAUAUUUGGAGCGAUGGUUCCGUUUGUGUUGAGGAAGGCGCCUGAGAAGUGGUUCGAACUUGCGGGUGAGACAUACGUGCACGGGAUUAUGGAUGGAGAAGCAAUGGAAAUGGGGUUAGAUAAAGAAGACUUC
This is a messenger RNA of Hyaloscypha bicolor E, 192 nucleotides long. RefSeq lists its product as uncharacterized. The transcript has a single exon. The record is from RefSeq and is a predicted model, not a curated record. The annotation marks the transcript as partial. Lineage: Eukaryota; Fungi; Ascomycota; Leotiomycetes; Helotiales; Hyaloscyphaceae.